GGGGCAGCCGGUAGACAGGGAGGAGCCAGAGGCGAGAUGAGGGGAGGGGAAAGGAAAGGAGGGAAGGGAAGGAGAAGGGAUGGAAAAACCUCGGGCUCCGGCUUCCCUCCUUCGGGGGCGGGGCUUCCGGCGGCUGGAACGGGGGGCGGGGCCUGCGAGCGAUGCCGGGCCUGGGCUCCGGGACCGAAGGAGUCUGCGCAUAGCCACCGCCGCCGGGGUCUGAGGAGCGGACGCGAUGGCCGGUCCCGCGUGGAUCCCCAAGGUAUCUCGGCUGCUGGGGGCCUUCAGCAACCCAAAACAGGUGACCCGAGGUUUUGCUGGUGGUGUACAAACAGUGACCUUAAUCCCAGGAGAUGGUAUUGGACCGGAAAUCUCAGCUUCUGUUAUGAAGAUUUUUGAUGCUGCCAAAGCACCCAUUCAGUGGGAAGAGAGGAAUGUGUCUGCAAUUAAAGGACCUGGAGGAAAGUGGAUGAUUCCUCCUGAAGCCAAAGAAUCGAUGGACAAAAACAAGAUGGGACUGAAAGGCCCCUUAAAGACACCGAUAGCAGCUGGACAUCCUUCUAUGAAUCUACUGCUUCGUAAAACGUUUGACCUUUAUGCAAACGUGCGUCCGUGUGUCUCCAUUGAAGGCUACAAAACCCCUUACACGGAUGUAAAUAUUGUCACGAUCCGGGAGAACACCGAAGGUGAAUACAGCGGCAUUGAGCACGUGAUCGUCGAUGGUGUCGUACAGAGUAUCAAGCUCAUCACUGAAGAAGCGAGCAAACGUAUUGCCGAAUUUGCCUUCGAGUAUGCCAGGAACAAUCACCGUAGCAACGUGACUGCUGUGCACAAAGCAAAUAUCAUGCGAAUGUCAGAUGGGCUUUUUCUCCAAAAGUGCAGGGAAGUUGCAGAAAACUGUAAAGAUAUUAAAUUUAAUGAGAUGUACCUUGAUACAGUAUGUUUGAAUAUGGUACAAGAUCCGUCUCAGUUUGAUGUUCUUGUGAUGCCAAACUUGUAUGGGGACAUCCUUAGUGAUUUAUGUGCUGGCCUGAUAGGGGGUCUUGGUGUCACACCGAGUGGAAACAUUGGCGCUAAUGGAAUUGCAAUCUUUGAAUCGGUUCACGGAACAGCCCCAGACAUUGCUGGGAAGGACAUGGCCAAUCCCACUGCCCUGCUUCUGAGUGCUGUAAUGAUGCUUCGGCACAUGGGGAUGCAUGACUACGCAGCGAAGAUCGAGACGGCCUGCUUUGCGACAAUUAAAGAUGGAAAGAGCUUGACAAAAGAUUUGGGAGGAAACGCCAAGUGCUCAGACUUCACGGAUGAGAUCUGCCGCCGAGUAAAAGACUUAGAUUAAAGAAGGCUUCUCCCGAUAGGCACUUUGUGGCAGUCACUCCUAAUGGACACAAUAGAGGAAAACCUAUUGUAGACCAUCUACCAUCCAUGUACAUUGGGCUUGCAUAUUUCUUGACAGAGCAAACAUUCUAAAUCAGACCUUUUCUUAAUACAUUCUGUGCCCAGGGAUGCAAGUGACCCUCUGCUGCCUGCUUCCAAUGGACUUUUUUCGAUGCAUUGUUUUAUUUAUUAAAUGUCUCUCUCUGGUGAAAAUGUUUUAUAUAUUGUAAGGAUGGAUUCCUGUCCCGUCAUUUCCCAUUGUUAACCAUUUUACACUUCAUUUAGAACAGCUUUUUUCCUCAACUGAAAGACCUGCUGUAAAUAUCAAGAUGCUGAAUUAACAGGAGAAACAGCUAACUUUUUAAAGAAAAGCCCUAUUUUCCUUGGAGCAUGUAAAGUAUAAUGGGAAAAAAACCAGGAUACUAACAUAGCACAAUUUGACAUUCUUAUAAAAAUAAAUGGGUAUAAGAGGAAUUUACUUGGAGAGUCACAUCAAAGAGGGUACAGAAGGUAUGUUUAAAGUUGUGUAGUGAGCUAAGAAAUAAAGAGAUUUGCUCUCCAAAAGAUUUAUUGUAUGCAUGAAUAAAGAUUGCAAACCCGAGAUAUAUUUAAUCAGAGAUGUAUUUUUUGUCUACAAUAACUAGAUAAUCUAUGGACGACAGAUAGCAUUCUAAUCCAACACAUUGUGCAUGGAGGUAUUUUUGUUAAGAUCGUUUAAUAUUUCUUUGCUUAUAGUAGUGCUUUCAGUGAAGAAAAAGGGAUGACAGUUCGCGGAAUCAAAGGUUUAUUGUACAUUUUGAGUGAGUAAAGCUUUCUGCAUAGCUGUACUAAAGCCUUGGCAGUCCUUGCUGCAGAGCUGUCACUGUAUUGGAUGUGUUGUGUGACCUGUGUCUGUGACUGCCAUCCCGUUAGUGAGGCAGCUGUCCCAGCUGGAGGAGGCACUGCUCCUGCUCUGGUGCCAUCCACGAGGGAAUAGGCAGCUUGCAGGCCACAUUUAGGAGCCCAGGAAGUUCACUCCUAGAUUUGAGCAUCUGUUCAUACUCCUACAAGGAACACCAAGUUGUUUCCUUCCCUGAACAAAUAACAAAAAACCUCGCCUGCCUGCAGCAUAAGCUGGAGUGGUCACACACCAACUAGCAAAGGCUUCCCUCGUGUCCCUUGUCCCAUUUCCUGUUAAGCUUCCUGAGGCUCAGGGGCUUCAAUUGGUUGGGGAGUGGGGAGGAGCGAUUUUCAGUCAUCCAACAUUCAGUUCCUUUGUUAGGUGAAUCCUCCUUGCUGCAUUUUGCCUGGGCCUGUAGCUGACCAGUUCCUCUCACAGCUCCAUGAACCUGUGGGAGCAAGAUGGCAGCUAUUUCUUGUCAUUCCCUCCGUCAAAGUGAUUGUGUCUGCAUCUCUCCUGAGUCCUGCCACGAGGGGAAGGGACUCCCUUAAGCUCCUGACUAGGGCUUCAGCUUGCUCAAGAUGGACUUGUUUUAUUUAUCAUGCUGCUGCUGUGUUUUUGUUGGAUUGUGCUAGCUAUGAGAGUGCCUGUUGGCUUCAAACAUAGCAAAGUAAUAAAAGAUUUUAAAAACCGGUUAAAGACAUGUAGAAUUUGUCUGCAUGUGUUCCCUGUGAAGAUGAAUUGUUUUUCUAGCACUUAAGUCCUUUGGGCCUAGCUUGUUCCUAAUAUCUGCGUAACUAGUGUUUGAGAGUCAGCAUUAGAGAGGUGACUCAACCAGUUAACUGGACCAUACUUUUUAUAUGUCCUAUUUAUAUUUUCUGCACUAGCUACCUGUGUUGAAUCGAACAGUGGGUAGCAAGGUCAUUACUGUUUUUCUCCCUGUUCUUUGGAAGUUAUGUACGUUAUGUAAAAUUUUUCAGAUAUCCAAGCAAAAUGUAAUUUCAGUAGUUUUGAAAAUGCAUAGCAUUCUGUCUGGCAGAUAAUCCUUUUAGAAAUACAGAGGAGCCCAUGUGAAGGAUGGGAAGGCUAGAUUAGCUGUUAUUUGCCAACUGUGAAUGCAUUCAGAUACUUAGUCCCCUUGAAAGCUUUGUUUAGUGUUCAAAUUGUACAUUUAUUUAAUUAUGACCAUUAGGAGAUGUCCUCAGCUUCAUUAAGUGCUAGGUCGUAGGCAAGAGCCAUAACCAUGGUAACACCAGUCUUUGAUUCAGAUCAAGUGCAGGCAGAAAGCCAUUAAGCCAAUCUACUCUCCUUGACGUUCCAUGUGUUAGUCCUAAGUCACUUCCACAACAGGACAGACAAUUUGCCUUUCCUCUACCUGCUAUCUUGAUUUGCAGCUUUUCAAAUCUAACAGGAAUCAGAGCCAGGAAGAUUAUCAGGAAGAUGGAGGGGUUAUGCUGGGUGCAUUUGUUAUGUAUAACAGAUAUAAUCAUACAGAAUUCAAACUAAGUAUCUACAAGUGAAAGCUUGCCCCCUUAUGGUGUUCAGCUGCAGAGGUACAUAUGUUCUGACAGCUGUGGCUAGCCUGGAUCUCCAUCAUUCCUGGAGUUCUAACAGAUUGGUUGGAAAUUCUUUUUGUGCCCGUUUUAAGAUGAUGUGAUUCUCAGGGGAGAAGAACCCAAAGCAUCUGUUCAGUAGAGACUAGAAAAGAGCUCCUGAUUAAUUGUUUGGUUCUUUGUAAAAUGAUUCAAUCUCUUCUUUGUACUUUUCAAGAACUGCUAAGCGCUUCAGUUUCAUUGUAGGACCUGAAAGACAAAUCAAAACAAGCACUUUAGCCCCAAAUGCCAAAGAAAAGGUGACUUUUAACCACAGCAGCAGAGUGACGUGAUAGGCAGUAACCAGAGGACCCCGAGCUGUCCAACAAGGACAGGAUGGGACAGAGGCAUGUGAUGGAAGUUAGGAGCAGAGCAAGGAUGCUUUUCCAACUGGAACCAAAUGGCUUUUACAUGAUGUAGAGACAAAACAAAAUAAAUAUGCAUCUGGCAUUGUGAUGUCA
This is a messenger RNA of Trichosurus vulpecula (common brushtail), 4307 nucleotides long. RefSeq names its product isocitrate dehydrogenase (NAD(+)) 3 catalytic subunit alpha (gene IDH3A). The record is from RefSeq and is a predicted model, not a curated record. Gene Ontology annotation, biological process: isocitrate metabolic process; tricarboxylic acid cycle. Gene Ontology annotation, molecular function: magnesium ion binding; isocitrate dehydrogenase (NAD+) activity; NAD binding. The coding region runs from base 236 to 1336 and encodes 366 amino acids. Gene Ontology annotation, cellular component: mitochondrion. Lineage: Eukaryota; Metazoa; Chordata; Mammalia; Diprotodontia; Phalangeridae. The transcript has 11 exons.